Molecule: messenger RNA, 2613 nt
Organism: Hemiscyllium ocellatum (epaulette shark)
Lineage: Eukaryota; Metazoa; Chordata; Chondrichthyes; Orectolobiformes; Hemiscylliidae
Gene: tnfsf10l
Product: TNF superfamily member 10, like
Exons: 5
Coding region: 484-1422 (312 amino acids)
Biological process (GO): immune response
Cellular component (GO): membrane
Molecular function (GO): tumor necrosis factor receptor binding
Source: RefSeq, a predicted model, not a curated record
AACGUCGAUAUUCCUGCUCCUGGGAUGCUGCCUGACCUGUUGUGCUUUUCCAGCGCCACACUCUCGAUAUAAAAGUCCCAGUUAUUCUUCGGCAGGAGGACAGAAAGAAGAACGGUGUACAAUCCAAGUCUUAGUCACGACUAUGGAGACUGCCAGACCUACUGAGAUUGCAUCAACACGGUCUGAUAUUUAAAGACAUGCAAGGAAGUUUUGGUUAAAAAAUAAAAUCGGAUCGUGCAUUUGGGACCCGUACAAUUCCGUGCUAAUUUCCCUGUUGGAAGCAAGCCAGAAAGAAGCCAAAGGCAAUAUUGAACAGUUGAACUUUACAGCGGCAGUGAUUUCCAGUAACUAGUAGAAUGAAGCUGCUCCUAUUCUGGACCCACCCACAGCCGCUGGAAGAUUUUUUUUCUCUCUCUCUCUGGAGGUUAUUUCCUUCCAGGCGGGUGGAUGCUGUGAGUGUUGUUCUCGAACCCAGGGGAUGUCAUGGCUGGACAGUAUUGCCGGUCUAGCAGCUCGGAAUCCGCCGUCCCUAUGAUCAGGGCGAGCCCCAGGGCAGGAGCCUCGGCAAACUGCAAGCUGGCUUUGGUCGGCGGGGUCAGUGUGCUCUGCUCACUCGCCAUAACUGCGGGAAUGGUUGUGCAUUUCACAAGAGAAAUCGCCAAGAUUAAAAAUCAGAAUGUUCCCCAGGAUCUGUGGUGUCUGAAUAAUCCCACCAAAUUUGAAGAACUAAUCAGUACUGAGACUGAAGACUUGAGUGAUCAGUUCACAAAAGAUCCCUGCUGGAAACUCACUAACAAUAUUAAAUUGCUUGUAAACAAGGUAGUGGACCAUACAAACAAGAAACGAGUAAUCAAAGAUGUAAUGGACAAUUUACCUGUAGAUGUCUUUAAAACUGCAGCAGAAUUUGAUGACAAACCAGCAUACCACUCCUCUGCUCAUCUCACUGUACAAUCUGAGUCUCAGCAAGGUAUGUCGCACUAUGCAGACCAGUCAUGCCGUCACCUUGUUAAAUGGGGUUUUGAGAAAGGUUUAGCCUAUGUUCAGAACAUGACGAUCAAUCAUGGAAAAUUGCGAGUCAGUGAAACAGGCAAAUACUACAUUUAUGCUCAGACUUACUUCAGAUAUCAGCACAAGGCUGUAGCUGAUGAUGCGGACUUUUCUGAAAUACCUAAUGAGCAACAACUUGUGCAGUGCAUAUACAGGAUGACACCUAUCUAUGCAUCGCCAAUCCUCCUGAUGAAAGGUGUAGGAACAAAAUGUUGGGCAGCGAAUGCUGAAUAUGGUUUGAAUUCCAUCUACCAAGGAGGACUUUUUCAGUUGAAUGCUGGUGAUGAAAUAUUUGUUACUGUUUCUGAUAUAAGAUUAAUGGAUGAUGAUGAUGGAUCAUCUAGCUACUUUGGAUCCUUUAGACUGAGUGUGUAAGGGGUUCUAAUGAUCCCUGCUGACAAUAAUGCUGCACAAGUCAGAUUCCAGAAUGAAAAUUGGCCUGAGAGACUUUUUUUUUAAUUUUGCAGUUGGUUAAUGUAGUGGUUAACCACUGAAAUAUAUUAGACAGUUACAAACUUGUACUUCAAAGCAAAGUUCUCAGUUGUUUCUUAGCAUUAUCCAUUACAGAGAUUCAAUCCCAGACAAAGAUCACUGCUAAAUUUAUCUUUAUUUAACUGACUCUCCCCAAUUUAUUUCUCUUGAACUAUGAAGACAAUCUUACAAUUCUGUGUCUGUUGACAUAAACCUCCAAAAAUGCUGAUGACCUAAAGUUUCUAAGUGGUCUUGGCUUGGAAGCUUUGCAUAUUAGAAACUACUUCCACUGACUGUAGAUGGUUCCCCAGAAGUGACUGGAACAAAAAAAACAUUUUUACCUUCUAAAUUCUGUGUACAUUUGAAUUAAAACUUUGAACCAUUUCCGUUCUGUAUCAAAUAAAAGUAAUUGCCUUAAUAUACUUACACUGUCUGUCAUAAGACCAACAGUAUAAACGUUUUAUCCAUUAACACCCUUACUGGAAUUCUCCUCAGCACUUAGUGCAGUCUCAUGGUUUUUUUGGAACUGAUGAACAUAGGUCACCAGACUGUUCCAAACUGACUUGCUGACCUUUAGCAAAACAUGUUCACAGGACUGACCCACAUCAUCUGCUUCAAGUUUAAAAUCAAAGUCUAAAUAUCUAAUAUAUAGAUAUAAUACACUUUUCAUCACAUCACCACACAGUGGCAGCAGCGUGAACCAUACACAAGAUGCACUGCAGAAACUUAUCAAGGAUCCUUUUACAGCACGUUCAAAACCCAUGACAUCAAUACCAAGAAGAACAAGGAGAGUAUGGGUGUAAAUACCACUGCCUGCAAGUUCCCUUUUCAACAGACCACCCCAAUUCGGAAAUGGAUCAACAUUUCUUCCGUCACCAAAUAAAUAUUCUAGAAUCCUCUUCCUAACAAUACAGCAGGCAUACCUACAACACAACCUCAAACAGAUAAAAGAUAGCAGCUCACCACCACCUACUUGGAAGCUUACAGGGAUGUGCAAUAAACUUUGCUCUCACCAGCAAUGCUCACAUCCCAUGAACAAGUUAAAUGAAAACUAAAUUUUAAUUUCAGAUAAUAAAAGUUUCCUUUCAAACAAAA